UCAACCCGGGAUCGCUGGGGGAAGGACCGCGGUCUGCAGGGGCGGGCGGGCUGUGGGGAACAUGGCGGCGGCGGACCUCGCCCAGAUCGCCGAUGUGGACAUCGAUUCCGACGGCGUCUUCAAGUACGUGCUGAUUCGAGUUCAUUCGGCGCCGCCGUCCGAGGCCCCGGCCGGGGAGAGCAAGGAGAUCGUGCGCGGCUACAAGUGGGCCGAGUACCAUGGUGAGGCUGACAUCUAUGACAAGGUAUCGGGCGAGAUGCAGAAGAAGGGCUAUAGUUGUGAGUGCCUGGGAGGCGGGCGCAUCUCCCACCAGAGCCAGGACAAGAAGAUCCACGUGUAUGGCUACUCCAUGGGUUAUGGUCGUGCCCAACACUCCGUCUCCACUGAGAAGAUCAAAGCCGUGUACCCUGACUACGAGGUCACCUGGGCCGAUGACGGCUACUGAGGCCUGCCCAAGGGGCCAGCUGUACCCCCUGGCCAGGCGCUGGAGACCAACACCAGCCUGGCCCAAGUGCCCCGGUUUACCUCACCCACAGGAAUUAAAAAUGUUAUCACCCCUGCUGUUCCCCA
Neomonachus schauinslandi (Hawaiian monk seal) is the source of this 570-nucleotide messenger RNA. It is a transcript of the gene PHPT1, whose product is annotated as phosphohistidine phosphatase 1. The transcript has 3 exons. Lineage: Eukaryota; Metazoa; Chordata; Mammalia; Carnivora; Phocidae. Bases 62 to 445 code for a protein of 127 amino acids. Gene Ontology annotation, molecular function: protein histidine phosphatase activity. The record is from RefSeq and is a predicted model, not a curated record. Gene Ontology annotation, cellular component: cytosol. Gene Ontology annotation, biological process: peptidyl-histidine dephosphorylation.